Molecule: messenger RNA, 1248 nt
Organism: Pollicipes pollicipes
Lineage: Eukaryota; Metazoa; Arthropoda; Thecostraca; Pollicipedomorpha; Pollicipedidae
Product: venom protease
Exons: 2
Coding region: 1-963 (320 amino acids)
Biological process (GO): proteolysis
Molecular function (GO): serine-type endopeptidase activity
Source: RefSeq, a predicted model, not a curated record
AUGGAUGCCGACCGAUCGACCGUGACGGACCACGAGACGGACUGCCCCGCCAAACUGCGCAAGUCCAGGAGGGGCGAUGCCUGCGGCUACGACCUGCACACACAGCAAUUCAAGUGCUGCUGCGAGACGACGGUGGAGCAGCCGGUGCUAGUUUCAAAGUCGAGCCGGUCGCCGUUGCCAGCGGACUGCGGCAACAGUGGCGGCAGCAGCAUCUUCCCCAAAAUCGCCAACGGUCGGUCGGUCGAGCGCGGUGCCUGGCCGUGGGCGGCCGUGCUGGGCCAGAAGCAGUCCGACGGCAGUGUGCGCUGGCUCUGCGGUGGAGCGCUGAUCGGCGCGCGUCACGUGCUGACGAGCGCCCACUGCCUGGCGAACUCGCCCGACCAACUACUGGUGAGGCUCGGGGAGCAUGACCUGGACGCGGCCGACGAUGGCGAGCACCAGGACCGCGGCGUGCGCCGUGCAGUGCGCCACCCAGACUACAUGCGCAGCAGCAACGACGUGGCGCUGCUGGAGCUGGAUCGUCCGGCGGAGUUGUGCGACACCGUGGCGCCCGUCUGCCUGCCGGAGCCGACGGCGACGCUGGCCAGCCGUGACGGCUGGGCGGUCGGCUGGGGUGAGCUGAGCUACCGGGGGGCGGCGGCUAACGUGCUGCAGGAAGCAUUCGUGACGGUGGUGCCCGUCGAGGAAUGCGAGGCGACGUACCGCCAGACGCCGCAGUACAGCUUCCGGUUCCCGGGCGGCUUCAGCGGUGGUGUGCUGUGCGCGGCGGACUACUCCGGUCAGGGCAUGGACGCGUGCCGCGGCGACUCGGGCGGGCCGCUCUCGGUGCUGGGGCCCGACGGACGCUACCAGUUGGCCGGCCUGGUGCUGGAGGGAUUCGGCUGUGGCGGCGCCACCUUCCCCGGCCUGUACACGCGCGUCGCUAACUACGUCGACUGGAUCCGAAGGGAGGUCUCGCGUUAGUGACCGGCCGCAGCCUCCGCCCACCGGCGCGCGUACCCCGUCGCAAGACAUCUGAUCGCGUGAGGUAUUCACCGGAACGUUGCGGUCUUAAUAUUUGAUUUGUAUUUGAGUGUUCAGCUUGUUGACAUGAUGCGUUGCAUGGCGUGCGUUGAUUGAACUGCGUCCUAGGUGAAUGUGUGGCCGUUGUGAUGCUGAAGUGCGAUAUUGCGAAAGGAGUGGCGAAGCGAUGUUACAUUGCGCUGAAUGAUGCUAUGCGUCUGCAUUAUCACACAAAUAUAUUGUUCU